AUGAACACAACUAACAAAUAUCCGCAAGCAACUAUUAUACCAAGAGUCAAUGAUUUGCCUGCAAUCGUAACCUUGCAAUCUUGCGACCUUGCGAGCAGCACGUUGAAGCUUGACGGCGCGCCGCCGUCUAUUACGAUUUCUGCAGAGCCCUUUGAUCCUACCCCGAUUUACGCAUUGGAGGAGGCCAUGGCAAGGAUUAAGCAGAAAUUAGCAAUUGGGAAAAUGCCGGAGAAGAAGAAAGAACUAUUAUCAGCCAUUUUCAAGGGGAAGGUUUGA
This is a messenger RNA of Paracoccidioides brasiliensis Pb18, 276 nucleotides long. RefSeq lists its product as uncharacterized. The record is from RefSeq and is a predicted model, not a curated record. The transcript is spliced from 2 exons. Bases 1 to 276 code for a protein of 91 amino acids.